Molecule: messenger RNA, 1817 nt
Organism: Rhodamnia argentea
Lineage: Eukaryota; Viridiplantae; Streptophyta; Magnoliopsida; Myrtales; Myrtaceae
Product: bifunctional TH2 protein, mitochondrial-like
Exons: 6
Coding region: 93-1817 (574 amino acids)
Cellular component (GO): cytosol
Source: RefSeq, a predicted model, not a curated record
CUGUCAACUCACUCGCGAUCUUUCAUUUCUGGCGCUCUCUUCACUGUUUUGGCUUCCACGCUCACUUUGCAGUUUCUUCACUCCGAUCUCCAAUGGCAUCUCGUUCUCCGGCGCCGUCUGGCUCUCCUCCUCGUACGUCUUCUUCACCAGAAACACCUUCCAUCCAGGACGACGUCGACCUCGGUCAGGGGCUCCGCGUCCACUCCAGCAGGGAGGCGGUCUUCGUCAAGUACACUCCCUUCGCAAUUGCUCUGGCCGCCGGAAACUUGAGCCUCGACUCUUUCUGCCAUUUCAUCUCUCAGGGCAAGAACUUUCUCAAAGCGUACUCAGAAGCGUAUGAAUCCGCAGCAGACGACAUGGAUAUGGAUGAGGAACGAUACAGCCUUGCUGUCUUCAAAGUGAGGGAGUUAAGAAAGAUCGUUUUGAGGGAGAUGAAAAAGCAUGAGUCAUUCCUGCAGGAAUGGGGUUUGGACGUUACCAAAGAUGCCACACCCCAUCCUGCAGUGGAGAAUUGCGCUGAAUUUUUACUGGCUGCGGGUUCUGGUAAAGUUGAUGGAGCAAUUUACACGAUUGGUGCGCUAACACCUUGCGUUCAACUAUACCCUUUUUUGGCGGGGGAGGUCCGGAUGUUGCUGGGGUUUAGGGAAGAUAGUCACCCUUAUAGGGAGUGGAUCAAAAUGUAUACAUCUGAUAGUCACCAGGAGUUGGCCGUGAAAACUGAAGAGCUGCAGGAGAAACUGUCUGUCACCUUGACGGGAGACGAGAUCGAUGUUCUUUCCAACCUGUAUCAUCAAACAAUGAUACUUGAAAUAGACUUCUUCAAUUCUCUACCAUUUGAUCAGCCGACAGUAGUUCCUGUGACAAGGGGACUUAGCUCUGCAGAAGAUCGGUUGAUGGUUCUUUCUGAUUUUGAUCUGACUUGCACAGUUCAUGAUUCAUCAGCAAUUUUGGCAGAUAUGGCCCAAGUAACUGCUGCGAAAUCUGAUCGUAGUCUAUCCGGAUCUGAGUGUAGUCCAUCUGAGAGUCCUCUCGCUUGGAAGUCAUCAGGUGACGUGCGAAAUAUGUGGGAGGAAAUCUGCAAGCAGUACGCACAAGAAUACGAAGAAUGCAUCGAAAGCAUUAUUCCAGCUGAAAAAGUGGAAUUUAAUCAUAGUUCGCUGGUUCAAGCGCUUGAGCAAGUGGCAGAUUUCGAGAAAAGGGCGAAUUCCAGAGUUAUUGAAUCCGGGGUUCUUAGAGGUCUGAAACUUGAUGACAUAAUAAAAGCUGGUGAAAACAUCACUCUUCAGGAUGGUUGUAUAAGCUUCUAUCAGAAACUCGCUGAGAUUAAUGUGGAUGCUAACAUUCACAUGCUAUCCAACUGCUGGUGCGGUGGUCUUAUUCGGUCAUCUCUUUGGUCAGUGGGUUUCGGUGAAUCAAAUGUCCACGCGAACGAGUUGAUAUUCAAUGAGGAGUACCUUUCUACCGGAGAAAUGGUUCGCAAGGUCGAGUCCCCCAUCGAGAAGCUGCAAAUACACAACCACAUCUUGAAGGAGGAUGCCGACAAGCGAAACAAGUUAACCGUCUACGUAGGCUACUGCAUCAGAGACAUACUGUGCCUGCUCGAAGCGGAUAUAGGGAUAGUGAUAGGGUCGAGCGAAAGGUUGAGGAGGGUGGGGAGUCGAUUUGGAGUGACUUUCGUCCCGCUUUUCGCAGCCACGGUGAGGAAGCAGGAAGAAGUCACUGACGGGGGCUCUGUGAACUGGAAGGGAACAAGGUCGGGAGUUCUUUACACGGCCUUGGGCUGGGCAGAGAUACAAGCUUUCUUGUUGGGGUGGUAG